AUGGCUUCCGACAUGACAGGCGAACAGAUGCAGGCCAAGAUCACUGCGGCCAGGCGCGAAGCUGAGGGUUUGAAGGACAAGAUCAAGCGCCGGAAGGAUGAACUGGCCGACACCUCCCACUUCCGCAGAGGCUCGUGGGAUGCGACGUCAAAGAGGAGGGGAGCUGACGCAAAUGGGAGAGACAACCAUGCUGACACCAAGGUCACAGUCCGCCAGGUCGCGCAAAACCAGACCGAAGCCCUCCCCCGAAUUGGCAUGAAGCCGCGCCGCACGCUGAAGGGUCACCUUGCUAAGAUCUACGCUAUGCACUGGUCAACCGACCGCCGUCACCUCGUCUCCGCCUCGCAGGAUGGAAAGCUCAUCAUCUGGGAUGCCUACACCACCAACAAAGUCCACGCCAUCCCCCUGCGGUCAUCCUGGGUCAUGACCUGUGCUUAUGCGCCCAGCGGUAACUACGUCGCUUGUGGUGGUUUGGACAACAUCUGCUCCAUCUACAACCUGUCUUCGCGCGAAGGUCCGACCCGCGUCGCACGCGAGCUCUCUGGUCACCUGGGCUACCUCUCCUGCUGCCGCUUCAUCAACGACCGCCGUAUCAUUACCUCCUCUGGCGACAUGACCUGUAUGCUGUGGGACAUUGAGUCGGGCUCCAAGGUCACCGAGUUCGCCGACCACCUGGGUGAUGUGAUGUCGAUCAGCAUCAACCCUACCAACCAGAACAUCUUCGUCUCCGGUGCCUGCGACGCCUUCGCCAAGCUGUGGGAUAUCCGUACCGGCAAGGCCGUGCAGACCUUCUCUGGCCACGAAUCCGACAUAAACGCGAUCCAAUUCUUCCCCGACGGUAACGCUUUCGGGACCGGUUCCGACGAUACUAGCUGUCGCCUGUUCGAUAUCCGUGCCGAUCGCGAGCUCAACACCUACCAGAGCGAGCAAGUCCUGUGUGGUAUCACAUCCGUCGCCUUCUCCGUGUCGGGCCGUCUACUCUUCGCCGGAUACGACGACUUCGAGUGCAAGGUGUGGGACGUUCUGCGUGGCGACAAGGUUGGCUCAUUGAGCGGCCACGAGAACCGCGUGAGCUGCCUGGGUGUCAGCAACGAUGGUAUCAGUCUGUGCACUGGAUCUUGGGACUCUUUGCUCAAGGUGUGGGCCUGGUAA
This is a messenger RNA of Penicillium argentinense, 1152 nucleotides long. Its product is annotated as WD40 repeat domain-containing protein. NCBI's taxonomy places the organism in Eukaryota, Fungi, Ascomycota, Eurotiomycetes, Eurotiales, Aspergillaceae. Bases 1 to 1152 code for a protein of 383 amino acids. The transcript has 4 exons. Gene Ontology annotation, biological process: G protein-coupled receptor signaling pathway. Gene Ontology annotation, cellular component: heterotrimeric G-protein complex; cytoplasm. The record is from RefSeq and is a predicted model, not a curated record. Gene Ontology annotation, molecular function: protein binding; signaling receptor complex adaptor activity.